AUGCUUAUUUACCGUGAAGCCAGUUUGAAGUACGUGGAGCCGACACGGACUCGUCUCAUCCCAAGAGCUUCGUCGUCGUCGUCCGACACCGAUGAGCCCUUUUGUUUGGGUUACGAUUGUAGUGGAAGCGAAUGGAUAUGGGCGCGAUGGGUUCUAUUUGUGCUGUUCAUUCUUGCUAUCGCCGGUUUGGCCUUCUCAGCCAUCAGGAUCAAUUCACGACGCAGCAGAGCCGGACAAAGGCUUAUACCGGGCACUGCGUGGUUUACGCCACCAAGUUAUCGUCAGUCUGAAAGACAGUACAAUAGAGGAACGAGGCAGGAGUACGUGCCACCCUAUAGUGAGACCGCCAAUGAAAACGAUUUGGGGUAUUACGAUAAUGAGGGAGUUUUCCACGUAAACUCCAAGGCCGAGAUGCUUCCGCCACCCCCCUUAACUACUGCAGUUUCCGACACGUCUUCGGGCGAAGUACGACAGCCGCAGCCCGCUGUAGUGCGGGACGAUGCAAGUGCAGGUGCAGAGUCGUUCAACUUCACCAGAGACUUCAGGCGGUACUACGACGGAUUCACCGCUACAAUGCCCUCACCGUUGUUUGGCAGAGGUCAUACCCAUACGGAGGAGGAAAGGGCUGCGGGCGAGCAUACGAACGCUGGGGAUCACGAUCGCGCAACGGCUCCAGAUCCAAAUGAUGCCCACGGUUCUCUGAGGACCGAAAGUAUCGAGUUACAAGGAUAUCCUAGCUUCCCGCAAAGGUCACAACGUGCCAACCACAGAUGA
This is a messenger RNA of Lachancea mirantina, 774 nucleotides long. The record is from the annotation of a GenBank genome assembly. NCBI's taxonomy places the organism in Eukaryota, Fungi, Ascomycota, Saccharomycetes, Saccharomycetales, Saccharomycetaceae.